AUGAACGUCAUAUCAUUUGGGGACAACAACAAUGGCGGCGGCUUCGUGGUGCAGGCAGACACCAUCCAGGAUUUCGGGGAGGUGAUCAACCCAGCUCCCACCAGCUCCUACAACACUCCCAGCACCCAGUCCAGCUCAGGAUUCAGCAUCUCCGGCCCCACCCUGGCUCCCAAGCAGCCCGUCACCCUUCCGACUCUCCCUCCGAAGCAGCCAGUCACCCUGCCCACCUUGCCCCCUAAGCCGGCCUUCACCCUGCCCACCUUGCCCCCGAAGCCGGACCUGAGCAGCUUGUUGGGCGGUGCGAGCUCCGCAGGACAGACCUUGGCCAGCGUGUCGAGCGGCGGUGCGCAAGCCGUGAGGUGGCUGGUGAACACCAAAUCGAACGGCAUCCAAACCGCGACCAGGGUAGCCAGCGACGGCUUGCAGUAUGCGGGUCAGCUCAGCGCCGCCGUCCUGCGCGUCCUCUUGCAGGUGCCCGCCAUCAAGGCCCGCGUGCUCUCGGAGAUCAUAGAGGCGUCGCAGCCCCUCGUGUACGCCGUUAGUGACGUCCUCUCGGAGUCCGCCGACGACAUGGGCGACAUUCUGCAGGCCAAGACUGCCAUCGUCAGCGACACUAUGAACAUCCUCAUCAAACUCAUCCAAGAUAUCCUGGCGCUGAAGGGACGCAUCAUCGCUUCCCUGGGUGGGUCCGGCCUCGACGUGGGCGCAAAGGCCUUCAACGCCGCCACGCGCAUCGGCGGGGCCUUCAUCGAGUCCGCCGGAGGCGUGGCUUCGGCUGUGGGCUCAGGCGUGGGUGACGUCGUGAGAGUGGCAACUUCCGCCAACCUCCCCCCUCCCCCCAGCCUCCCUCCUCUCGCCCUCCCGACGCUCCCCAACCUCCCCAAGAUCACGCUUCCGACCAUCGACUUCAGCAAACUGACUCAGUCGAACUUGGCGCCCAUCCCGCUGCCCUCGAAGCCCGCCUCGGCGCCCCAGUCCGUGACGCAGCCGUCUCAGACUUACGGCACUCCCUAGGUGAACCGACGCCUCUCAUUUGCUGUACAUUCUAGUUCAUUCCAGUGCCGUUACACUCCGUGGCUUCCAGUCUUGUUCAUCUUUCGCCGAAGA
Molecule: messenger RNA, 1107 nt
Organism: Penaeus indicus
Lineage: Eukaryota; Metazoa; Arthropoda; Malacostraca; Decapoda; Penaeidae
Exons: 5
Coding region: 1-1014 (337 amino acids)
Source: RefSeq, a predicted model, not a curated record